UCUGAAGAAUUUGAAGAAGGUAAAUGUGCAUUAGAUCGCAUUAAGAAAGUGAAAAAGUCUGCCUUAUCAAAAAAUUGGGUUGAAAAGUUGGAUAAUGAUAAACCAGCUUUUUUUAAAUUGUUGUCCACCAAAAAAUUAUGA
Molecule: messenger RNA, 141 nt
Organism: Entrophospora candida
Lineage: Eukaryota; Fungi; Glomeromycota; Glomeromycetes; Entrophosporales; Entrophosporaceae
Source: the annotation of a GenBank genome assembly